AAUCGUCCUCGAUUUUAUUAAACGGAGUUUUAUAUUGAGGAUUUCGGUUAGUUUCGAUCAGUGUGAGAUACAACUUGUAUUACGCAUCGAAUUUCGAGUCGAAGUGCUCAAAAUCUGUGAAAAAAGAUUUACGUCGAACUCCUCUCAGGGAAGGAAGUGUUUUCCGAAGGUCCAGUUUGUUUUUUGUUUUUCUUCAAAACAGACAAUAAAGGAGAGGAUGCCCCGUGGCGAUUGAAAUUUGGAUUAAGUACCUAUUUUCCGUGUUGAUACUGUGCUGGAGGUACUAAAAUUAGACCUUGUGUCAGUUUGGCGAUCGUGCUCAAAGAAAGUUGCAGGAUGAAAUUAAUCAAAUGUUUUUAAAAUAAAUAAAACGGACGAUUCAAUUAUUUUUUAAUUGAUUAAUUGUCUCUGUGAUUGUGAUCCGUUAGCACAUUGGAGCACCAAAUUGGAAUCGUGAAAGCUCGAUCAAUUUUAUCAAAAAGUAGAAUUCGAUGUGCUACUGGCAGCAUUUUGAGGAACACAACAAGUGCGAUCAAGUGACAUAGUGACAUUAAAUGGGUGGCUCUUCACAAGUGUAACUUUUUCGGGAGCUCAACAAGUUCCAACGGUUUAUGUGCGACCAGUGUUCUACCGACUUCCAAUUAAAAACUCAAGAAUUGAGAAAAGUAUUUUUGGUAAAGUUCCGUCAAUUUGGAAGUGUGAGCCAUCGCGAAAUAUUUUAAGUUGCCCAAAUAUAUCUUUGAUUGACUAUAUCAUCAUGAUACUAAUCACAAGUGCGAGAUGAAUUCAGCGACGAAUGAAGGAUUUGCAAAGCGGUAAAAUUGUUGGUGCGGUUUGAAACUGAAAAAUGUGAGGUUUGAUUUUCGCUGAUCGCUUUAGGAUACAAUUUUUUUUGGCGUGGCGGAAGAUGACGAAUUUAAAUACAAUCAGAAUCGUCGUUCUUGGCGGCAGCAGAUGUGGAAAAACAGCGGUGACAGUGAGGUACCUGACGAAGAGGUACAUCGGCGAGUACAGCUCCACCACCGAUUUCCUGUAUCGCACAAAUGUAACUUUUGAUAAUGUUACAACCCAGUUAGAAAUCCUAGACACUUGUAAAUGCACGAUAAACGGGUGCCUGUACGACCACUUUAGGUGGGGCGAAGCUUUCGUCGUCGUCUACAGUGUGACCAGUCAGCACAGCUUCCGAGAGGCGCAGGACCUCCUGGAAAAAUUGAACAGCCUCAAACUCCCCUCCUACUACACAACCCUCCUCCUGGGGAACAAGCGGGACUUGGACCAUUCCAGACAAGUUUGCGUGGACGAGGGCCAGGAGCUUUCGCUGCGCUACGGGAGUCAGUUCUACGAGGUGAGCGCGGCGGAAAAUUACGUGGGCGUCAUGUUGUCCUUCCAGUCCCUCCUCCGGGACGCCCGCUCCGUCCAGCUCCUCCGUACGCUCCCUAUUCGUCGGAAACUGGGCGUCAACUCCGUGUCCAAGGUCCUCGGCACCAUCUUCGGCAAGAACAACGGCAACAAGGCCAACAGGAAGAAGAGACCUUCGCUCAGUAUAUGAACAUGUUUCCUUUCCAAAAACUAGCCCCGUUACUCCUAGAGUCCCUUUAUACAGGGUGUCCCAGGAUUAAGAACGAAUCGGCACCAUCUUCGGCAAGAACAACGGCAACAAGGCCAACAGGAAGAAGAGACCCUCGCUCAGCAUAUGAACACGUUUCCUUUCCAAAAACUAGACCCGUUACUCUCAGAGUCCCUUUAUACAGGGUGUCCCAGGAGUAAGUACGAAUAUUGAAGGAGUCGAUUCUUUGGGUCAAGAAAAGACGUUUUUGUAGUGUAAAUUUUUUUUCCAAAAAUGCUUUCCCUGGGGGUCACGGCCUCCCAAAGAUGGAGAAAAAAAAUUGUCUUUUUGACAUUGUGACAAUGUUUAUCAACCAAUAUUGGAUUACAUUUUGCAAUAAGGAACCACUUAUUUCUGGCCCACUUUAGAAACAAC
Messenger RNA from Bemisia tabaci, 1981 nucleotides. RefSeq names its product ras-related and estrogen-regulated growth inhibitor-like protein. Gene Ontology annotation, molecular function: GTPase activity; ligand-gated monoatomic ion channel activity; GTP binding. Lineage: Eukaryota; Metazoa; Arthropoda; Insecta; Hemiptera; Aleyrodidae. The record is from RefSeq and is a predicted model, not a curated record. Gene Ontology annotation, cellular component: membrane.